AUACAUUGUUAUUGUAGAAAUUGUUCACUGGAAACUAUGGGUAUGCUUAAUAAUCAGGGAGUGGUUGAACAAAUUAUAGUAUAUUAAUAGUAUAUUAUUGUACCUUUAGUCUCUUUCUCCCUGCUCUAGUUUCCCUAUUCCAUAUCUACUACUCUGGCUUCACUUGCAUCCAUACCCACCUUGACUCUCUAGGUUGCUACUUUAAUGAUUUGCUUGCCACUAUUUUGGAGUCCUUCAUCCAUGGGAUUCCCGACUUCAGAGAAUAAUAGAAUUUCACAACUGAAAAAAGACCUCAGAGUGCAAUCCAUACUUAAAACAGAAUUCCCUCUAUUACAUCUCUAUAAAAUCUCUAGUCAUCUUCUAGCCCCCAGUGGAAGAUUUCUAGCCUUCAGAAAGCAGCACAUUCUACUUUGUAAUAGCUCAGAUUAGGCUUCUUUCCCAUUACAUACCACACCAAAAUCUACCGCUUUUCCUAUUUUCUAUUUCCUUUGGUUCCAAGCAAAACAAGUAUAAACUUUGUGUCAAACGUUCGUGGGAAGGGGAAAGAGGCGAGGAGAAGGGAAGAAGAAAAAAUCUUCUAUUGAGCAUCCUUUGAUGAAAAUCUAUGUGCGGGUUCAGUGAAAAUUCCAACACGGCGGCGUGCUCUUUAGUUCUCCCGCGCUCCCGGCAGGGGUCGCCAGGCAAUCUCUGCCACUUACCAAGGUCCACGGCUCCUGGCAGGACCCUUACCCCAUCCCUCCUCCUCCUCUCCCGCACCAUUUGACUGAAGGCCGCGCAAAAGGCCGAAAACCCUCCGUCUUAGCGAAGCGGGCCGUGUGCCGCAGUGCAGCAGCAGCAGCCGCCGCCGGGGAGCCUCGAGCUGUUGCCUCACCAGCCAGAGAAAUGGUCUUCGUCGUCACUGUCGCGUUGCGUGGGUGGCGGGCCAGCCGGACGCCUCACUUGACCGCGGGCCGUGGCUUCUCCGCUUGGGCCUCCAGCCCCGGGAGAAGCUCGACCGAAGGAGGGCGUCGCCGUCCUUUCUAGCCUUGGGACAGGUCCUGCCGCCGGCUCGGGGCCCCGCCGUACCCUCUGCUUAGCUUCCAGUCCUCUCUCCCUGUACCUGCUAGAGGCGGGAGCCACUGACCUUGGAGGGUUUAGAGCAGUCUUAGGGGUGCCGGGACCCUUCGGAGCCCGAGGGCAGGAAUACGCCCCUCGGGAGGAGCGUGUUUUUAUCCUUAGGCUCAGAACUGAGGAAUGUGAGCCCCUGAUCGGUUUGAUGCUUAUUGCCCGACUGUGCAGAAGUGGCGGCGGCGGGGGAAGUGCCGGACACUCACCGCGGCCCUGACGCGGCUCUCACCGGGCAGCGGGCUCUCAUCGGGCAGCGGGCCCUCACCGGAGGCAGCUGGCAGAGCCACUGAAACAACAGGCGCGGAGCAUCCACUCCGAGGAAAACAGAAGUGCCCGGACAACAGGAGCCUAUUGUGGACAGAAGAUCAGAUGGCAGCUGGAGGUGAAAAUAAUUUUGUUAGUAGGGUGAUGAUCCUGACAUCUUCAGCAAGUCAGUUAAUAAACAUUUAUUAAAUGCCUGCUAUAUGCCAGACCUUGUAAUAAGUGCUGGGGGAGACGAAGGAAGGCAGAAGACGGUUUCUGCCUUGAAGGAGCUCCCAGUCCAACGAAGGACACAAAACCAAUAUGUCGAAUGAGCUAUACACAAUAAGAGAUAAUCAACUGAAAGAAGGCACCAGAAUUAAGAGGGAUUAGAAAAGGCAUCCAGUAGAAGGAGGAGGGAUUUUUAGGGAGCGCUUAAAGCCAGGAGGCAGAGGUGAGGAGAGAAGGAGUUCCCAGAAUGGAGGACCGCCAAGGGCAGGAAGGGCAAUGUCUUGUGUUGAGGAACAACCAGGAGACCAGUGUCACUGAAUCGAAGAAUAAGAGGAGCAUGGGGGGAAGUGGGACAAGCGCCGGCGGCCGAGGGUCCGGGCCACCACGCGGGUGAGGGGAGAUGCCGCUGCUGCACCGAAAGCCGUUUGUGAGGCAGAAGCCGCCGGGGGACCUGCGGCCCGACGAGGAAGUUUUCUACUGUAAAGUUACCAACGAGAUCUUCCGCCACUAUGAUGAUUUUUUUGAACGAACUAUUCUGUGUAAUAGUCUUGUGUGGAGCUGUGCUGUGACUGGCAAACCUGGACUCACCUAUCAGGAGGCUCUCGAAUCAGAGAAAAAAGCAAGACAGAAUCUUCAGAGUUUUCCAGAACCACUAAUUAUUCCAGUUUUAUACUUGACUACCCUUACCCAUCGCUCAAGACUGCAUGAAAUUUGUGAUGAUAUCUUCGUUUAUGUCAAGGAUCGUUAUUUUGUUGGAGAACUUGUUGAAGUAGUUAGGAACAAUGGUGCAAGAUUACAGUGUAAAAUAUUGGAAACUAUCUCUCCAUCACAUCUCAAUGGGAUUGCUAAUGGACAUAUCAGCAGUACAGAUGGAGAAACAAUUAUCAUCAGUGAUAGUGAUGAAUCGGAAACACACAAUGGUUCACCACAAAAUGGGAAGAAAAAAUCCACAGUUGAUCCCUCAUUGGUCAAGUACAAGGUGCAACCCAUUAAAAAGGAAUUAUAUGAACCAGUUGUAGUUAAAGCAUCUCAAAUAAGCCGGCGGAAACAUCUCUUUUCUCGUGAUAGACUAAAGCUUUUUCUGAAGCAACAUUGUGAACCACAUGAUGGAGUCAUUAAAAUUAAGGCAGCAUCUCUUACAAAAUAUAAAAUAGCAGAACAGCAUUUUUCCUACUUCUUCCCUGAUGAUCCACCCACAUUUGUCUUUAGUCCUGCAAGUAGACGAAGAGGGAGGCCUCCCAAACGAAUAUCUAUUAGUCAUGAGGAUGGAGUUGCUGGUAAGAAAACUGUUCAAGGAAAUGGGAAUAAAGCUACAAAGGAAAGAGAGAGACUUCUCAAACAAAAAGAAGAAAUGAAAUCUUUAGCUUUUGAAAAGACAAGAUUAAAAAAAGAAAAGGCUAGUGCCAUAGAAGCCAAGAAAAAAGAAAAGGAAUAUAAAGAGAAAAAGAAGGAAGAAUUAAAGAAAAUUGUUGAAGAAGAAAGAUUGAAGAAGAAAGAAGAGAAAGAGAGACUUAAACUAGAAAAAGAAAAGGAAAGAGAGAAGUUGCGUGAAGAAAAAAGAAAGUAUAUAGAAUAUUUAAAGCAGUGGAGCAAACCUAGAGAAGAUAUGGAAUGUGAUGAUCUCAAGGAACUUCCAGAACCUACUCCAGUGAAAACCAGACUGCCCCCUGAGAUCUUUGGUGAUGCUCUAAUGGUGUUAGAGUUUCUUCAUGCAUUUGGGGAGCUUUUUGACCUUCAAGAUGAGUUUCCCGAGGGAGUAACUCUAGAGGUUUUAGAGGAAGCUCUUGUGGGAAAUGAUAGUGAAGGCCCACUAUGUGAAUUGCUUUUUUUCUUCCUCACUGCCAUCUUUCAAGCAAUAGCUGAAGAAGAAGAAGAAGUAGCCAAAGAACAAAUAACUGAUGCUGACACCAAAGAUUUAACAGAGGCUUUGGAUGAAGAUGCAGACCCCACAAAAUCUGCACUGUCUGCAGUUGCAACUUUGGCAGCUGCAUGGCCACAGUUACACCAGGGCUGCAGUUUGAAAAGCUUGGAUCUUGAUAGCUGCACUCUUUCUGAAAUCCUCAGACUUCACAUCUUAGCAUCAGGUGCUGAUGUAACAUCAGCAAAUGCAAAAUAUCGUUAUCAGAAACGGGGAGGAUUUGAUGCAACAGAUGAUGCCUGUAUGGAACUUCGUUUAAGUAAUCCUAGUCUAUUGAAGAAACUUUCAAGCACUUCAGUAUAUGAUUUGUUACCAGGGGAGAAGAUGAAGAUACUUCAUGCUCUCUGUGGGAAACUAUUGACCCUCGUCUCCACUAGGGAUUUUAUUGAAGACUAUGUAGACAUAUUAAGACAGGCCAAGCAGGAGUUUCGGGAGCUCAAAGCAGAGCAACAUCGAAAAGAGAGGGAAGAAGCAGCAGCCAGGAUUCGUAAAAAGAAAGAAGAAAAACUUAAAGAGCAAGAACAAAAGAUGAAAGAAAAAGAAGAAAAACUUAAGGAAGAAGAACAAAGAAAUCCUACUGCAGAAGUAUCUACUGGGGAAGAAGAGCGAGAAGAUCUUGAUACUAGCACUGAAAGUAAAGAAAUUGAACAGAAGGAACAGGAUCAGGAUACAGCCACAGAAGAUGAAGAAGAGUUGGUACUUCAUAAAAGAAGAAGGGGAAAAAGAGGGCAGAAUGAAUUUAAAGAAUUCUUAAGUCAAGAAGAUUCUGGCUACUCAAAGACUGAACCACUUACUGCUGAUGAAGAAGAAACUUUAAAACAAGAACAACAAAAAAAGGAGAAAGAUCUUUUAGAAAAAAUUCAAAGUGCCACAGCCUGUACCAAUAUUUUCCCCUUAGGUCGUGACCGCAUGUAUAGGCGUUACUGGAUUUUCCCUUCUGUUCCUGGAUUGUUUAUAGAAGAAGAUUAUUCUGGUCUCACUGAAGACAUGUUGUUGCCUAAGUCAUCAUUUCAAAAUAAUGUACAGUCUAUAGUGAUGAGUGAACUUCAAGAACCAACUAAAACUGCAGAGUCUUUUAAGUGUGAAUCUACCUCCAGUAUUGACUCUACCCAAAUACCAAGACCAGUGCAUAAGCCAAAUCGGUGGUGUUUUUAUAGUUCUCGGGAGCAGCUAGACCAACUAAUUGAAGCUCUUAAUUCCCGAGGAUAUAGAGAGAGUGCCUUAAAAGAAACUCUUCUACAAGAAAAAAGUAGAAUUUAUGAACAGCUGGCCAAUUUUUCUGAGGAAAAGUUUCAUAUUCCAGAUAAACUUCAGAAUGAUAGCAAACCUAUUUGUGGCCGAGGAAAAAUAUCAAAUACACAUGAUACAUUCCAGAUAUCUGCAGAAAAGCAACUUGAAUUGAGGCUUAGAGAUUUUCUUUUGGACAUUGAAGAAAGAAUCUACCAAGGAACACUAGGGGCAGUGAAGGUUACAGACAGACAAACUUGGAGAGCAGCCUUAGAAAAAGGACGGUAUGAGCUACUAAGUGAGGAAAACAAGGAAAAUGGGAUCAUUAAGUCUGUGAAUGAAGCUGUGGAAGAAAUGGAAAUAGAUGAUCAAGCAAAGUUCAUUGUAAAAGACAGACUGCUUGGAGCCAAAACUGAAGUGCCAAAUACUGUUUCAGCCAAUACAAACACACCACAACCAGUCAGUAAAGUGGUUCAUUACCUGGCAACUGCACUACUUCAAAUAGAGCAAGGCAUUGAGCGUCGAUUCCUCAAAGCACCACUUGAUGCCAGUGACAGUGGACGUUCUUACAAAACAGUCCUGGAUCGUUGGAGAGAGUCUCUUCUUUCUUCUGCUAGUCUGUCCCAAGUCUUUCUUCAUCUUUCUACCUUGGAUCGUAGUGUCAUCUGGUCCAAGUCUAUACUAAAUGCUCGUUGUAAGAUAUGUCGAAAGAAGGGUGAUGCUGAAAGCAUGGUGCUUUGUGAUGGCUGUGAUCGAGGUCAUCAUACCUAUUGUGUUCGGCCAAAGCUCAAGACUGUACCUGAAGGAGACUGGUUCUGUCCAGAGUGUCGACCAAAGCAACGUUCUAGACGACUUUCCUCUAGACAGAGACCAUCUGUAGAAAGUGAUGAAGAGACUGUAGAACAGAUGGAAAAUGAAGAAGAAACAGAUUAUGAUGAAAUAGGGCAGAGUGAGGAAGAGGAGUAUGAGGUGGAGCAGGAUGAAGAUGAUGAUUCUCGAGAAGAAGAAGAAAUGACCCCACCCAAACGAGGAAGACCACAGCUUAGAUUUCCAAUAAAAACAAGAGGCAGACUCAAUACUUCUUUUUCAAGUCGUGGUGGUCAGCGACAGGACUCUGGAAGAUAUACUUCACGGAAUCAACACAGUAUACUCAAACCAACUGGAUCUUCAUCUAAAACUACUGGAAGACAUCCAAGAAAGAUAAAGUCUGCUCCUCCUACGGAAACUAAAGCAUCUUUAAGACUUACCAGCCGUUCAACUCGUCAGAGUCAUGGUUCAUUACAAGCUGAUGUGUUUGUGGAACUAAUUAGUCCUCGUAGAAGGCGUAGAGGCAGGAAGUCUACUAAAAAUACACCAGAGAACAGUCCUUCCAACUUCUCUAACUUUAGAGUCAUUGCUACAAAGUCAAGUGAAGAAGCAGGACUUCUGCAUUCUACGCCUAAACUUUCUGUUCAGGAUAGAGAACCUAAGAGAAGAGGCAGAAAGAGACAAUCCACAGACUCAUCUCCUAAGACAUUGAAUCGAAGGAGUUCGGGCAGACAGGGUGGAGUCCAUGAAUUGUCUGCUUUUGAACAACUUGUUGUAGAACUAGUACGACAUGAUGACAGCUGGCCUUUCUUGAAACUGGUUUCCAAGAUACAGGUACCAGACUACUAUGAUAUCAUCAAAAAACCUAUUGCCUUAAAUAUAAUCCGUGAAAAAGUGAACAAAUGUGAAUAUAAACUAGCUUCUGAGUUUAUUGAAGAUGUUGAGUUAAUGUUCUCAAACUGCUUUGAGUACAACCCUCGUAAUACAAGUGAAGCAAAAGCUGGAACGAGACUUCAAGCAUUUUUCCACAUUCAGGCCCAAAAGCUUGGACUGCAUGUUACACCUGGUAAUCUGGACCACACUAUGCCUCCAGCUGCAAAAAAGUCACGAAUAUAACUUUGUCCUUCUGAAGGAUUUAUUCUGAGGAAAACCUAAUGCUAUUCAUGAAAAUGGAAUAUUAAAUCAUGCUUAAAGCAGUCAUGUCAUAAAGCAAUAACAACUCUUUAACCACCUUGAAGUGUGGCCUGCACUAUGUUCUCAAAUUUUAAUAUUAAGCACUCAGGAGAAUGUAGGAAAGAUUUCCUUUGCUACAAUUUUGUUCGUUGUCUGUUUGAUAGAUGUAUUGGAUACAGUACUGGUUUACAGAGGUUUUUACGUAUUUUAAAGAUCAUUCAUGUGUCCAAGUAUCUUGCAAAAAUGAUUUUUUUCUACACCUUUGACUCUUUUUUCAUCUUUUACUUUUUUCUAGACUCUGGCAUUGUUGGGGGUUUUAUACAAUGAAAUCUACUUUAGCACAGUUUAGAAAUUGUAAAUGACUAAGAAUUGUUUUAUGGAGCACAUUCUUUGAACACUACACAUGAAUGAGUACAAUUUUUUUGCAUAUCAAUAAAAAGUGCUGUACCAGUGCUAGCUGGAGGUAUUCAGUUGGAGUUUGUUAAGUAGAUAUUUAUUUAGUAUUCAAAGAAAUUUGUGAAUUUGUUUUUGUAUUUAUAAAAUUUGUACCUGGAAAAAGUUCCUUAAUUUUUUUUUUAAUUUACUGUGUUUUUGUUUAUUCCUCUAACUUUUUCUAAUGAUCAACCGAAAAAGGUAACAACCCUCCCUUUUCCCUGGCAGUUCUUCCAGCGAUAAGUAGCUUCUACAGAACUGUAUUAUAAGUUUCAAUGUACAACUUUUUAAGUGUACAAAUAAAAUGAUACAUUUUUCAAAGUA
Molecule: messenger RNA, 7459 nt
Organism: Dromiciops gliroides (monito del monte)
Lineage: Eukaryota; Metazoa; Chordata; Mammalia; Microbiotheria; Microbiotheriidae
Gene: BAZ1A
Product: bromodomain adjacent to zinc finger domain 1A
Exons: 27
Coding region: 1979-6646 (1555 amino acids)
Biological process (GO): chromatin remodeling
Molecular function (GO): protein binding
Source: RefSeq, a predicted model, not a curated record